UUUCACGAUUUAAGUCAAAAAAAAAAAUUUAAUGGAGGCAAAAUCCUGAUUUUUUUAAUGCACCCAAUUUCAAUAGAGCCAAAAUCUUAAUUUUUUCAAUGGAGGUAAAAAACAAUAAAUUGAGAUAAAAUCCAAAUUUUUUCAAUGGAGGCAAAAACAAAUUUUAAUAGAGCCAAAAUAAAAAUUAAUAGAGCCAAAACCUAAAUGAGUACCAAGUACCAACUAAACCCUUUCUCAUCAAAACACCUAAAACUCAAAACUGUUCCUCUUUCACCCAAUCUGAGCCCUAAUCUGAGCCCCAAUCUGAGCCCCAAUCGUUGUCUUCUCCUUCUCGCCGUUCUCACUCAAAACUGUCAUUCUCACCGUUCUCUUUCACCCAAUCUGAGCCCUAAUCUGAGCCCCAAUCUGAGCCCCAAUCGUUGUCUUCUCCUUCUCGCCGUUCUCACUCAAAACUGUCGUUCUCACCGUUCUAGCCGUCAAUCAAUCAGCUGCACUCGCCGUCGAACCAGUCGCGCACUCACCGUCGAACCGGAGCUGCACUCGCCGUCGAACCGGAGCUGCACUCGUCGUCGAACCAGUCGCGCCGUCGAACCCGAGCUGCACUCACCGUCGUUCUCACCGUUCUCGCACCACUGUCCACAAUUUGGUUAGGCUUGAAGUUGAAGAUGGGCAACUAAUGGGCAAUACAAGUGAAGCUACUCAAAAUAUUAAUGAUUUGGUUAGGCUUGAAGUUGUUGAUGUUGAUAAUACGGAUGAUGAUGAAGAUGAUGAGGAAGACG
Cicer arietinum (chickpea) is the source of this 779-nucleotide messenger RNA. The record is from RefSeq and is a predicted model, not a curated record. Lineage: Eukaryota; Viridiplantae; Streptophyta; Magnoliopsida; Fabales; Fabaceae.